Molecule: messenger RNA, 3474 nt
Organism: Bombus pascuorum
Lineage: Eukaryota; Metazoa; Arthropoda; Insecta; Hymenoptera; Apidae
Gene: Tmtc2
Product: protein O-mannosyl-transferase TMTC2-like
Exons: 10
Coding region: 708-3218 (836 amino acids)
Biological process (GO): protein O-linked glycosylation via mannose
Cellular component (GO): endoplasmic reticulum membrane
Molecular function (GO): mannosyltransferase activity; protein binding
Source: RefSeq, a predicted model, not a curated record
GUAAUCUAACGUAAACUCGAUUUCCAAUGAGUGAUCGCGAUUCGAGUCGCGUUCAGCAGUGAUCAAACGGAGAACGCGAUCGGUCAACGAGUGAUAUCGUCGAGAUAAGUGUCGCGGAGAGUGGUUGUUCGCUGAAAAUUGGUAAAAAGAAACUCGAGGAGAAUAGGUUGAAAGGAAAGAGCGAGUUCGGAGCGCGGGACGAUAAUACGCAGUCAGUGGAUCCGCGAUCACUCCGUCGCGUGUUCCCCGGAAAUCCGGCGCGUCGAGCACCGAUGUCCAGGCUCCGCGCCACCGUUCCACAGACGGUCUGACGUCACGACCAUUGACGAUCGAGUUAGCCGCGUUAGAGGUGCGUUCUCGAACGUCGUCUCCGAAGCAUCACCUACGAUUCGGCCGAUCAGAUCGUUUCACGUCGCGCGUCACGGCACGACGAAGCCGCGGCUUGAUUACUGGCUCGUUUCUCGCGACGUGUCAGCGACAUUCGUCCCGGGCGAGAUACAUCCGGGCAGGCGUCAGAGCGGCGGUCGCUGGACCGUCCGGCGGACGUCUCGACCGCCGUACGGCGAACCGCUGGAGCCAGGAGGUGGAAAAGGAGGGGCUGUGGAGGUGGUGGAGGAGGAAGGCCCGCGGACGUGCAACAAGUUAAGAGGUCACCGCCGCUACCGUCGACAUCGCUGCCGCCGCCACCGUCCUCGCCACGAUGUGACAUGGAUAUCCUAGCCGUAGCCUGCGCCCUCGUCGCCACGGCCCUCUACUGCAACACCCUGCAAGCGGGUUUCGUCUACGAUGAUCGAAGAGCUAUUCUGACGAAUCCGGACCUGCUGUCCAGCACGCCGUGGUCCCGGCUGCUGGAGAACGAUUUCUGGGGCACGCCACUAAACGAUCGAGGCUCUCACGGAAGUUACAGGCCUCUUUGCGUGGCUACCUUUCGUCUGAAUCAUCUACUGGGCGGCCUGGAACCGUGGGGCUAUCAUCUGGUGAACGUUGCGCUACACGCUGCCUGCACCGUGCUUGUGGUCAGAGUUGCCAGAAAGGUAUUGCCUGAAAGAAACAAUCUCGGCCACGCGAUCACCGGCUUCCUGUUCGCGGCGCAUCCGAUUCACAGCGAAGCAGUGGCCGGCGUAGUCGGUCGUGCCGAUCUUCUCGCCUGUCUGUUGACCUUGUCAGCGUUACUCGCAUACAGCGCCCACUGCGAGCGAACCAGGUCGCCAUUUCCUUUGAUUCUGGCCCUUGUGUCGUCGACCCUGGCUACCCUCGCCAAGGAAACGGGAAUAUCCUCGCUGGCUCUGUGUCUCCUCUGGGAACUGUGUCGCGGCGAGUCGAGUCGAAAGGUGAAUUGCGGCUUGACUCGCUCACGUAGCAUCGGCAUCGUGUCUGGAAGUUUGGCAUUGUUGGUUCUUGGUAGACUGAGGAUUACAGGCACGAGGCCAGAAUUCGCGAGCGCGGACAAUCCGACCGCCAGGCACCCAUCUCGCCUGACACGCGGUCUUACAUUCCUCUACCUACCAGCAGCAAGCGCCAGGAUGUUACUUUGUCCCAAUACACUAAGCUUCGACUGGUCCAUGGACGCCGUGCCGCGAAUCACGAGCCUCCUUGACGCGAGAAACCUCGAAUCCGCCUGUUUGUACACUGCGCUAAUCGGCGCCUCGAUCUGGACGAUCAAGACGCUUCGUCGACCAGUCCGGGAGACUAGUCUACAUCUCGUGCAAUAUCCUCGUUCCAUGUCGUCCAGGUGUCCCGUGUGUGCCGGCAGGCGAACAGGAGGAUGUCACACGGAUGGGUGUCGAGCGGCGAACAACAAUAACAACGGGCCGAUCGGUGAUUGUUACUGCGCGAAGAGGCCUAACAAUGGAUUAAUCUGGAGCAACGGAUUCGCCAGCAGACAGGCAGCAGCGAGUAGUGUCGCCGCGUCCCUCGGUUUCCUCGUGCUUCCCUUCCUACCGGCUAGCAAUUUGUUCUUUUACGUGGGCUUCGUCAUAGCCGAGAGGAUUCUCUAUUUACCGAGCGUGGGCGCGUGUUUGAUCGUCGGAGCCGCGAUCUCUGGAUGUUAUCAGAUAGCAAGAAGACACGGAUCGAGAAGGAAAGGCAGGGCAGUGCUGCUAGCCACGGCGGUACUCGUUUGUCUGAUGUCGGCUAAGACGUUAUUAAGGAACGCCGACUGGUUCGACGAGGAGAGCCUAUAUAGAUCGGCUCUGCACGUGAACCCUCCAAAAGCUUAUGGUAAUUUGGGCAGUGUGCUGAGCGCCCAGGGACGCGUCGCGGAGGCGGAGGAGGCGUUCGUCCAGGCGCUCCGCUAUCGACCGAACAUGGCGGACGUACACUACAAUCUGGGAAUACUGCAGCAAGGCAGGAAGAAUUACGAGGAGGCGAUUUUGAGUUAUCAGCGAGCGAUCCAUUUCCGGCCUUCGUUAGCUCAGGCUUACGUGAAUCUGGGCGCGGCGCUGGCCUCGGUCGGACGUGGAACGGAAGCGGCUGCGGUUUUGCGGGCCGGCGCAUCCUUAGACGGUUCCGGCCUCAAGGACAAGAGGGCUCACGAGGCAGCCAGAGUACAGGCCCUCCUUCAAUUAGGCGCUCUCUACGCCGAUCAGGGUAGAUUACAAAGGGCCCUGUCCGCGUACAGGGAAGCGCUGCAUGCGUUGCCGGAUCACUAUCCACCUCAGAGCGUUUACAAUCUGCUGGGGGAAACUCUAUCGAGGCUGCAACAGUACGCGGAAGCGGAAAGGUGGUUCCAGGCGAGUUUGGCCAGCCAGCCUGACCACGUGCCGGCCCACAUCACUUACGGGAAACUUUUGGCCCGAAACUCAAGCCGUGUGCUGGAGGCUGAGAGAUGGUUCCUGAGAGCCCGUAGAUUGGCGCCGGACGACUCGAGCGUGCACCAUCAUUACGGACUGUUCCUGACGUCGCAGGGUCGGCUAUCGGAGGCGGCAGAGGAGCAACUCCGCGCCGCCGAACUUUCCAGAUCCGAUUAUGAGCUGUCGAUGGCGGCGGCGUCCGCGCUGCGACAAGCGGACCGGCUGGAGGACGCGGAAGUGUGGUACAGGCACGCGGCCACCUUGAGGCCGCACGAGGCGCGAAGUCAUACAAAUCUCGGCGCGAUUCUUCACCUGAACGGGAAAUACAAGCAAGCGGCGGCUGCUUACAGCGAGGCGUUGAGGCUGCAGCCGGGCGAUGCAACGACCAUCAUGAACCUGCACAAAUUGGCGGCCACUCUCGCGUGACCUCGUCACGAGACCGCGGCGAACACCCAACAGAGAAACAAGUGUGUGUACGAUACGACCCCAGGAAAGACCCUCUACCGACUCGCCGUAUUUCCUGACCCCACGUCACCCCGAUCUUCCUCCCGAUAUUCGUUUAUAUCCGUCGACCGGCACGCCAACGUCGCGGGGCGGAAGCCCCCGGGGACCUUGACGCGCUAUCGACUCGUAUCGCCUGCUAUGGUAUGUAAAGAAUAAAGCUUCCUUUAUUUUUCUCUAA